Oreochromis aureus is the source of this 2294-nucleotide messenger RNA. RefSeq names its product docking protein 3 (gene dok3). The transcript is spliced from 5 exons. Bases 238 to 1749 code for a protein of 503 amino acids. Gene Ontology annotation, cellular component: cytoplasm. The record is from RefSeq and is a predicted model, not a curated record. NCBI's taxonomy places the organism in Eukaryota, Metazoa, Chordata, Actinopteri, Cichliformes, Cichlidae. Gene Ontology annotation, biological process: cell surface receptor protein tyrosine kinase signaling pathway; positive regulation of MAPK cascade.
ACAACAGCAGCACACAACUCAUGUCCUUUCUUUUGCAACGUCUAAAAUGCAGAUCAGAGAGAUAUUUUAUCACACACCAAAGUAUGCAAGAAAAUAAAGGCUGUUAGUGACGUAAAGGAAACAUUUAUUCUUGUGGCUAAAGGAACCUAAUUUUAACUUCGUUGGUAGUUUCAUCUUGACCACAGAGCAGCGACUGGUGUGAGAGAAUACAGGUUUUCACAGUCAGCGCUCACAAGCAUGGAGGUCAUCUUCAAGGAGGGAAUGCUGCACCUUCAAGCUGUCAAAUUUGGAAAAAAAACAUGGCGGAAAAUGUGGAUGGUGCUUUAUAAACCCAGCUCUCAGGGGGUUGGCCGAUUGGAGUUCUACGCUGUAGCUGACAGCAGCUCUGUUACCGAGCAGAAAAGGAUGGGCCGGCAGAAAACACCAGAAAGAAAAGUCGUGCGUCUAAUUGACUGUCUCAGUGUCACGUUUGCACCAAAGGAGUCUUGCCCGGCUGGCUGCACAGCCUUCUACCUAAACACCACACAGGCAACCUACACCUUAGCCUCCACAUCAAGCCAGGACUGGGUGAAUGCCCUCUGUCUUCUAGCCUUCCAGAAGGAUCCUGGAGAAUCAGACAAAGGGGAUUUUGAGCAAGGAAAUGGCUUGACCAUGGCGGACAAUGAUCUUUACGCAUCUUGGAAAAGCGAGCUGACGCUUCCUCCAAACCAGUACCAAGUAACCAUCCAGAGCACAGAGGCAUCCAAGAGGUGCAAGCUGUCUGGGAAUUACCUGGUCUCCAUAGAAGGGGAGGCAAUAGAGCUGCUGGACAUGAGAACUUGUUACCUCAUCUUCGACUGGCCAUACAAGCUCCUACGCAAAUUUGGUCAGAUUGAGGGGGGAUUCAGCAUUGAAGCAGGCCGUCGCUGCAAGUCGGGACAAGGCGUGUUCAUGUUUCUGACCCAGCAUGGUCCCCAGAUCUUUCAGACUAUAUCUAAGCAGUGCACAGUGGAGAGGAAUACAGCGGUGCAGCCUCCCAGUGCCAACAGAAGAUCGCUAAUUGAGCCGUUUCCCACUCCCCCGCCUGCCACAGCUCACUCUUUCGUCGACCCUUCCAUCUACAGUUUUGCAGAUGUUUCUGCCGACACAGAGGACAAGUUUGCCGGCGAUUACCCCAUUUAUGACGACCCUGUGCAGCAGGUAAAACAGCUAUCGCUCAAGCCUCCUCUCUUGGGCAGCAACGAGGCUGUGGGAGAGGAAGCUGAGGAUGAGGACGAGCAGGAAUGGUGCCAUUCCCUGGAGGCUCUAAAUAUGGAUAACAUUAUUGAGGACAGCAUUUACUGCAAUUUACGGAGAGGCACGCCUCCUUUGAUGAGAAAAGCCGAGGCAGAUAAUUCAGAUUGCAUUUAUUCAGGGAUAAAAAAAGUCAAUUCUCUGACAAAUCUCCAGCAGGAGCCUUCCUAUCCCCCCUUACCAUUGCCUGUACCCCCGCCUCCUCCCUUAUCAUCCACUUAUUCCUUAGCCAAACCCCAAAACCAGCAUGCACUCCCUGUGAAUAACUCCUUCCAGCCAGAAUACAAUACACAAGCAGACUACGAUGAAGACGACUUGAAUGAGACUGAGGAGGCCAAUAGCUCCUCUGCUCAAGUUACCCCCUCAGAGGUGCCUGGCAGUUUUAAACACAGGCUGGCAGAAAUCAUUUCUAAGGACUUGGCAAAGUUCCAGCCUCCUCUUCCCUACGGACCAGGCAGCCUCACAUUUUCUCAGUAGACUAUCAGUUAACAGACAGACUAGACAGGACAAUUUUAUCUGUGAUAAAUUGUCAUAAAACACAAUUAGUUUCUUUACUUCUAUAAAAUCCCCUCCACUGAGAACAUGCAGUUAGGCAUUCUGGCUCACAAGUGUUUGAUUGUUUUUGCAGCUUGUUAUAUGAAAGAUGCAUCUGGAAUACUUUUUAAUCUGUGAAUGCUGUUGCCAAAAAAAGAGAUUUAUUUUGUUUUCUUCUGCGGGAAUGCUAGGCGAAUACCUUUAAUGUGACAUUAGCUGAGAAGUUGGGCGAGCAUUCGCCCGGGCUGUUUCAUAAUGGGAAAGCCGGGACGGAAAACAAACAACGUCGCCUUGUUAUGUUUAAUGCGCUACACAUCAUCUUCAUUAUCAUCCUCUCUGGAAUCAGUUUGGUUUCUUAAGCAGAGUCAGGAAGGGUUUGUCACAUCAACUGUCAGCUGUAAAACAGAGUGGAAAAACCAAUAACCCACAUUGUGUAAUUACUGCAUGUAUUUGCUGACAAUAUCCAUAUAAAAACCACUUAAAAAGCA